GUAAUAAAUAUGACGUCAUAUAAUGUAAUACUGCAUUUCUAUUCGUGAAAUUUAGUGUUCAUUGCCGUUUCAUAUGUAAUAACGUCAUAAUAUAAGGAAUAGCGAAUGCUUUCCCUCGUGACCAACGCGAACGCUUUGUUGAGAAGGGAGUGUCUUUUCGGAUUCAAAGCGGCGGAGCACGUGCAUUCUAGGCUAUUUCGUUUAUAAUUAUUUGAUCUCAUCUUUGUUAGUGGUGUGACACAGUUCAAUCAUGACACAGCCUGCUGCUGCCAAGGCACCCGCUCCCGCUCGGGCAGUGGGAUCAUCUAACCAGCAUUCCGCCUUCAAAGAUAAGACAAAACCUGCAGAAAUCAGGGCCAGCAGCAUCACUGCUGCAAAAGCUGUGGCUGAUGCUGUCAGAACCAGCCUUGGACCCAAAGGAAUGGACAAAAUGAUCCAGGAGCCCAAGGGUGAUGUCACAAUCACCAAUGAUGGUGCCACUAUCCUGCAGCAAAUGAAACUGGCUCACCCAGCAGCCAAAAUGCUGGUGGAGCUGUCGAAGGCACAGGACGCCGAGGCCGGCGACGGCACCACGUCGGUAGUAAUCCUGGCCGGCGCCCUGCUGGACGCGUCGGCCAAGCUGCUGUCACGUGGUAUCCACCCCACGGCCAUCUCCGAGUCGUUCCUGCGCGCCGGCGAAAAGUGCUCCGAGAUUCUGGCCGACAUGGCCACCCCGGUGGACCUCUCGGACCGCGAGAGCCUGCUCAAGUCGGCCUCCACAUCGCUCAACUCGAAGGUGGUCCACCAGCACGCCGGCACCCUGGCGGCGACAUCGGUGGACGCCGUGCUGAAGGUCAUCGACCCGGCCAAGGAUACCAAUGUCGACCUCAAGGACAUCAAGAUCAUGAAGAAGCUGGGAGGCGUGGUUGAGGACACCGAGCUCAUUGACGGCGUGCUCUUCGACCAGAAGAGCAGCAGCUUCGGCGGCCCGACGCGCGUUGACAAGCCCAAGAUCGGCCUCAUCCAGUUCUGCAUCUCGCCGCCCAAGACUGACAUGGACAACCAGGUGGUGGUAUCCGACUACGCGGCAAUGGACCGGGUACUGCGGGAGGAGCGGCAGUACCUGCUCAACAUAGUCAAACAGAUCAAAAAGUCCGGCUGCAAUGUGCUGCUGGUACAAAAGUCCAUCCUCAGGGACGCAGUGAGUGACCUGGCGCACCACUUCCUGGCCAAGAUGAAGAUCAUGGUCAUCAAGGACAUUGAGCGGGAGGACAUAGAGUACGUGUGUAAGAGCCUGAACGUGCGGCCGGCGGCGUCUCUGGACCACUUCACAGCCGACACGCUGGCCACGGCCGAGCUGGCCGAGGAGAUCCAGACAGGCAGCAGCAAAAUGGUCAAGAUCACGGGCGUGCAGAACCGCGGCCGUACGGUGAACGUGCUGCUGCGCGGCAGCAACAAGCUGGUGCUGGAGGAGGCCGACCGAUCGCUGCACGACGCCCUCUGCGUCAUCCGCUGCCUCGUCAAAAAACGGGCUCUGAUCGCCGGCGGCGGCGCCCCGGAGAUGGAGAUGACCCUGCGGCUCUCCGAGCACUCUCACACCCUGACCGGAGUCGAGGCCUACUGUUUCCGGGCGUUCGCCGACGCCCUGGAGAUCAUACCGUACACACUGGCCGAGAACGCCGGCCUCAACCCGAUCGUGACGGUGACAGAGCUGCGCAACCGGCACGCCAAGGGAGAGAAGAACGCCGGCAUCAACGUGCGCCGCGGUCAGAUCACCAACAUCCUGGAGGAGAGCGUGGUGCAGCCGCUGCUGGUCUCCGUGUCGGCCAUCACGCUCGCCGCAGAGACCGUCUGCUCCAUACUGAAAAUCGACGACGUGAUCAACGUGGUCAACUGAUAAGCUGUGGAGCAGCUGUCUCCCGGCCACCCUAUCCGCCGUGGGCGUCCACUCAUGUUCCGUGUGAUUCGCCGCCCCCGCCGCCGGCCGCCCCUCGACUGACCCGCCCUGACCCGGCCGGAGGCGGGAGCGUACCAGUCCUGUUCAAUUAACGUUCUUUUCGCACGUCCGUCUUGCGCUGAUAUGAUGAUGAUAAUACAAAUAACGCACUUAA
Amphibalanus amphitrite is the source of this 2090-nucleotide messenger RNA. Its product is annotated as T-complex protein 1 subunit delta-like. The transcript is spliced from 11 exons. Gene Ontology annotation, biological process: protein folding. The record is from RefSeq and is a predicted model, not a curated record. Gene Ontology annotation, molecular function: ATP hydrolysis activity; ATP-dependent protein folding chaperone; ATP binding. NCBI's taxonomy places the organism in Eukaryota, Metazoa, Arthropoda, Thecostraca, Balanomorpha, Balanidae. The coding region runs from base 251 to 1876 and encodes 541 amino acids. Gene Ontology annotation, cellular component: chaperonin-containing T-complex.